Messenger RNA from Stereum hirsutum FP-91666 SS1, 1065 nucleotides. RefSeq lists its product as uncharacterized. The transcript has 7 exons. NCBI's taxonomy places the organism in Eukaryota, Fungi, Basidiomycota, Agaricomycetes, Russulales, Stereaceae. The coding region runs from base 1 to 1065 and encodes 354 amino acids. The record is from RefSeq and is a predicted model, not a curated record.
AUGGGCGCUUACGCUCAGACCUAUUCCGCGACGUAUCUCCCGGGCAAUGCUCCCAAAACGACGGAGGAGGGGCAAAGCGGGACAAACCAGUGCGGUGGAGGCUCCUCUCAGACAUCCAACUGUCAGAAUGUUUAUGUCAACUCCAUUGACGACUUCUGUCUUUUCGCACCUCCUGAAACCGGGACCAUCGGAGAGACUGAGCGAAUUGAGGUCGCAUGGUGUAUCAAGAGUGGUUAUGGCACACGUUUGAUCCCCGAGGGCGCUAUCACAGGAGCUCACUUCGUCCAGACGCCAGACUACGUGCAGAUCACUGGUGUUGGUGACUUGACGAAACUCAAUAUCGCUGCCGGUGACGAGGGAGGCGAGCUUGACCCUCACGGAGCUGACGGCAAUGGCAACCCCAUUGGCGGUUUGAUCUUCUCCUCUGCGUUCGGCCAGCUGCAACAGAUCCACGAAUGGACGAACUUCAUGGCUGCCGAUGAAUUCUGUCUGCGCGCUUGCAAGGACGGACCUAAUGCUCCUGCCCUUUGCGAGCACAUCUAUGAUGUGAUGGGCUGUGCAUGGAACAUGCCCGGCGAUUACAGCAAUGACUCCUUCGACUCUUGCGAAGGUGAUACCGGAGAGCCCAUGGGUGUCUACGGCCAUUCAACCUUCCAUCAAGGAGACCCAUCCACCCCGGCCGCCCAUCCUGCUCCCUCUUCAUCCAACUGUGCCACUCUCACCGCACUCGGGAAUGGCGCGACCGCUUCAGGCGUUACCGCCGCCUCGACCUCGUCCGGGGUGAGUUCCACUAGCGUCGUUUCCUCCGCGUCCGCGUCCGCAUCCUCAACGGUCACUGCUUCCUCUAACUCCUCGCAGUCCUCUGCCUCAUCUACCGGCUCUCUGACAUCGAGUGCGUCGAGGAGUGUGGCGAGUGCAACGGGGACGGCGUCGGCAAGUGGGACGAACUCGGCGAAUGGCUCUGCGGCGUCGGACUCCACGAGUGGGGCCGUGUUUGGUGUUAGGAUGUCGGGUUCUGUCGUUGCUAUUGGGAUGGCAGCAAUUGGGGCUGCGUUGAUGAUCUGA